Setaria italica (foxtail millet) is the source of this 2817-nucleotide messenger RNA. RefSeq lists its product as uncharacterized. Bases 497 to 2095 code for a protein of 532 amino acids. Lineage: Eukaryota; Viridiplantae; Streptophyta; Magnoliopsida; Poales; Poaceae. The record is from RefSeq and is a predicted model, not a curated record. The transcript has 2 exons.
GGCUGGCUGCGCCCCACCGGCGCCCGCCUUUAACUCUCCCCCGCCUCCGUUACCGUCUUCCCCCUUCCCACCUCCUCCCCACCCCCGCUGCGCUGCUCAUCCGUCGACCCGGGACGAGCCCUCGCCGAUUCGAUUUCGUAUGAUUUGAUUUGAUUGCAGCGCGCAACAGGGAGGGGAUCUCUCUGGACCUUCGUCGUUGGGCGGCGGCUCGGCGGUUCCUCGAUUUGAGAGCUCCGGAUUUCUUGGACCUGCGUAGGUAGAAGAAGCAACGCUCCAUUUUCCUCUCGGCCGCCGGAUGGACGCGAGGGAGGUGUGAAGCCUGGUCGCUAACUGAUGCUCGUGGAGAGAUUCGGAGGAGAGGAGCGCGCGGUGCGGAGGCGGUGGAGGCGGAAGCGCCGACGAUUUGGACAGCGCAGCGACGGAAGGGGAGCAGCAGGCGGACGAGGGGCGCGCCGCCAGGAGGACGACGGUUGCCGCCGCCGCCGCCGCCGCCGCCAUGGGCGAGUCGCUGCUCACCGCGCUCUCCAUGGACACCGCAACGGCCCACCACCCGCACCAGGGGCCCAACACCAUCCUCUCCAUGGACACCGCCUCCCACGAAGACUUCGACCUCUACCUCCAGCCACAGGGGCCCUUCCGCCGCUGCCUGCAUGCCGCGGCGGUCGUCCCCCCUGACAUCAACCUCCCCCUCGCCGCUGACCCUUCUCCGCCCCCUCCGGCGCUGCAGGACUGCAACGUCGACAUGCUAGACGUCGGCCUCGGCGGCCCGCAGCAGUACGACUCGGAUUCGCCUGCUGCCGCCGUGCCCGUCUCGGCCCCGCCAGCGGCCACGACUGCCACGGUCGCCGUGGCGCACACCAAGGGCUCCGGUUCCAGCGCCGCACGCAAGUGCGUCAAGAGGAACGAUAGUAUCUGGGGGGCGUGGUUCUUCUUCACCCACUACUUCAAGCCGGUCAUGUCCGCCGACAAGGGUGGCAAGGCGAAGUCAGCCACUGCCGGCGGGAACGGUAAUAGUGCCACACUGGAUGCAUUCCUGGUGCAGCACGACAUGGAGAACAUGUACAUGUGGGUGUUUAAGGAGCGUCCGGAGAAUGCCCUAGGGAAGAUGCAGCUGAGGAGCUUCAUGAAUGGGCACUCGCGCCUUGGGGAACCACAGUUCCCUUUCAGCGCAGAUAAAGGGUUUGUGCGCUCGCACCGAAUGCAGCGCAAGCAUUAUCGUGGGCUCUCGAACCCACAGUGUCUUCAUGGGAUUGAGAUCGUCAGGGCGCCAAACAUGACAGGUGUACCUGAGGCUCAUAUGAAGAGGUGGAUGGAGCUCACUGGGAGGGAUGCCAAUUUCUCGAUCCCAACCGAGGCGAGUGAUUUUGAGUCGUGGAGGAAUUUGCCAACCACAGACUUUGAGCUUGAGAGAGCAGCAAGUACUGCUCCUGCAAAGAGCAGCUCACAUGGGCACCACAAGAAGUUGCUGAAUGGUUCUGGGCUUAACCUCUCGACACAGCCAUCCAAUCAUAGUUCUGGGGAUGGUAUGGAAAUCACUGCCACUUGCAACAAGCGCAGGAAGGAUUCCUCACCUGUUGCCAUGGAAGAGGACUGCAGCAAUUCAAAUUCAGACAAGGCCCAUGACAUGGAUGUGAGCCACACUUUUGAGCCAUCAUGGAUCAAUGACUUCACUGGUGUGAUGCGCCAUGCUUCUGGGCCAGUUACUGCUGCAAAAACAAUAUAUGAGGAUAGCAAGGGCUACUUGAUCAUCAUUAGCCUGCCUUUCUCUGAUUUUCAGAAGGUGAAGGUUUCCUGGAAGAAUACUCUUACAAAUGGUAUUGUUAAGGUAUCAUGCACUAGUGUUGGUCGAAUGCCAUUCCUGAAAAGACAUGAUCGAACUUUCAAGCUGGCUGAUCCUUCCCCUGAGCAUUGUCCACCCGGAGAGUUUGUCCGGGAAAUUCCACUGCCUACCCGGAUCCCUGAAGACGCCACUUUGGAAGCAUACCGUGAUGAAACAGGGACAGGCCUAGAGAUUAUUGUCCCUAAAUUCCGUGUUGGCCCUGAAGAACAUGAAGUGCAUGUGUCCAUGAGGCCACCCUCGUCAUGGUGCCAAUGAAGACAUGUUCAAGGUGUGUGGUAGAUGUUCUUGUAGCAGCUAGGAGUCCAUUCUUGUUAGCUGCUCUUCGCUGAUGUUUUGUUGUCUGCUAACCCUCUAGCUUACGAGGAGACAUUUGGUGUGGAGGUUCCCUAUUGUGACCAUAAGACUACUGUACAACAGCCCAGCACAGUUUUGCUAAUUUUGAUGGGAAACAAUCCUAGUUGAUUGAAGCAUUCUGGUAGUUGGCAAUUGCAGCAUCUGGAACAUUUUUAGGAAUAUGCUACAGGUCACAAGGACCAUGUCUGCAUUACUUAGCUCUUGGUUUCAAUAUGUUUGUUUGGGGAUACCUUGUGUAUUGUCUUUGGUUUAGUUGUAACUUUUGUUUGUGUCAAAAGAUUGGUUGUCUGCUCGAUGUGCUUAAAUGUGUGCAUCACCGACAUGAGCAAUCUGUUUGUUUUAUAGAAUGGCUCCUGGAUAACUGUAUAGGGCAUUUAUAGUCAUUUGCCAUAGAUUGUGACAGGUUUGCUUUGUGGGCAUUGUUGGAAAAAUCAUCUCAAAUUGAUGGAAAUUAGGAAAUGGAGUACAUGUCAGUGAAUUUAGGAUUUGCCAAUGUUCCAUGGGAAUUAGUGUCAUUGUAGCAUUUUGUGAACGUUUUCCAGGAAUUUCUCGAAGACUAGUGUAAUCUAUUGGAAAAUGUAUCUUCUCUGCUAUCAAUAUAGUAGUGGUCAUUGUCUUAUCAA